AUGGAGGAGUCUGGCCGCAUUCAUGUCACUAUGACCGCUGGAGAAUAUGAACUCUUCAAGGAGGCCAAAAGAUUGGCAGCUUCGGAGAGACAGGCAACUGUCUCGCGACCACGACAAGCCCCUGCUGAGGCUUCCAAGGAGCCCCUCCCUGUUUCAGAUCGGGGUUCCAAAAGAAAGCAACCUGAGUGCUACCCGCACCAACAGGAGCAGCCUCAAGCAUCUGUAGCUGAGAGUUCACAGCCGCGAGAUUCGAAGAAGGGAAAGGCCCUUGUUAUACCUGAAGCAUUCCCCGAGGAUCCAGACGAGAAAGUACCUUUCUCAGCCAUGAUUCUAAAUGAAAGACUGCCUAAGGGUUAUAGAGCUCCAUCGAUCGAAGAAUAUGAUGGGAGCAAGGAUCCGGAAGAUCAUCUAGCUUUCCUAAAUACUUUAUCUGGUUCAUCCUUAAAAUGGUUUGACGGGUUGCCUCAAGGGUCCAUCACCUGUUUCCUGGACUUCAAAACGGCUUUUCUGCGCCGAUUUGCCAGCAGUAAGAAAUAUCAAAAGACAGAUCAUUGUCUUUUCGCUCUAAAGCAGAGGCCGACUGAGCCCCUAAGAAGUUAUAUAAACCGCUUUAAUCAAGUGACUCAAGAUGUUCCCACUGCCACUUCGGAGAUUCUGAUGAGUGCCUUUUCCCAUGGAUUGGGAGAAGGUGAAUUCUUCAGAGAUCUCAUUAAGAAUCCUGCUCGGAAUUUUGAUGAGAUGGUGGAAAAAGCUGCUUCUUACAUCAAGGUAGAAGAAGCACAAGCAGCUCGCAGGAAGGCCGAAAAACCACUUCCUCCCACCAACAGGCAGGAAAGAAGAGCGCCUCAACCACCCCCUCAACCUCUGCCACGAGCCCGGGAGGUCCGACCUGCCUUUCAUUCCGGACCCGAAAUUCGACCUGCCCCUCGAGUGGCCGCUGUACAUAUCCCCCGACCUAGGCCAGGGAGUAAUCGAUAUUGCACUUAUCAUAGAUCCCAUACACAUGAUACUAACCAUUGCUUUCAGUUUGCUCGGGACUCUAAGCGAGUUGCUGAGAUGGGUUUGCCCCCACCUGAGCUAGCUCCUCAGUUAAUCAAGAUGAUGGAAGAACAAAGGGUGGCGGGACAAGCCGGGCCAUCUCGCCCUGACCUCGCAGGCACUCAUCAGCCUGGCCGAGGAAAAGAGCCAGAAGGAUCACGAGAAGUUGAGAACAGAGGCAAUGCGGCCGUCAGAGAGAUAGGCAUGAUCUCAGGGGGGCCAACCGACGGGGACUCAGGGAGAGCACGAAAAUCUCAUGUUCGGCGAUUGGAGGUUCAUGCUGUUGGGUGCAGUCAGGAUCAAGCUGCUGGCCCUGUUAUUAGUUUUGGGCCAGCAGACCUGGAGGGCUUGGAGUUGCCUCAUGACGACGCACUCAUCAUCAAAGCCAUCAUUGCCAACAACCGAGUGGCUCGGGUUUUUGUCGAUACCGGGAGUUCAGUCGACAUUCUAUUCAGGACUGCAUUUGAAGAAAUGCAGAUUGAUGCUGCUGAGCUUCAACCAGUAGCCACCUCUUUAUAUGGAUUCACGGGCAAUGAAGUGAAGCAUAUGAGUCAGAUUAAGCUGGCUAUAUCUCUGGGGACCGAGCCACUGGGAGGCCCGCCCUGCAUGAAUUUAGGGCCGUUGUCUCCACCUUUCACCAAAAAAUCAAGUUUCCUGUGGGCGAGUAGGCCGGGGAAGUUAGAGGGGAACAGAAGGUCUCUCGGCGAUGUUAUAUCGAUAUGGUCCGAGUUGAGGCUCGGAAACAUCAAAGGAUGCAGGAUGGAGGUGUUCAUGUCGUUCAAGAGGAGCAUCUUCCUAUAUCUGAGGAGCCUAUCCCCUGGGAAGAAGUGCAACUACAUGCUGAGCGACCUGAGAGUCUGA
Molecule: messenger RNA, 1899 nt
Organism: Zingiber officinale
Lineage: Eukaryota; Viridiplantae; Streptophyta; Magnoliopsida; Zingiberales; Zingiberaceae
Exons: 4
Coding region: 1-1899 (632 amino acids)
Source: RefSeq, a predicted model, not a curated record